This is a messenger RNA of Brassica oleracea var. oleracea, 1316 nucleotides long. Its product is annotated as E2F transcription factor-like E2FD. The transcript has 11 exons. Gene Ontology annotation, cellular component: RNA polymerase II transcription regulator complex. Bases 97 to 1146 code for a protein of 349 amino acids. Gene Ontology annotation, molecular function: RNA polymerase II cis-regulatory region sequence-specific DNA binding; DNA-binding transcription factor activity, RNA polymerase II-specific. Gene Ontology annotation, biological process: regulation of transcription by RNA polymerase II. Lineage: Eukaryota; Viridiplantae; Streptophyta; Magnoliopsida; Brassicales; Brassicaceae. The record is from RefSeq and is a predicted model, not a curated record.
CGAUACCCAAACACACCUCUUCUCUCUUUCUCUCUCGCCGGGUGUUUACUUUUUCUCGGAAAAAAAUAUCUUUUGUUGUCUCUCUCUCUCAGGAAAAUGAAAUCUCUCGGUCGCCAGUCUUACAGCCGGAAGGAGAAAUCUCUCGGGGUUCUAGUCUCCAAUUUCUUGCGACUGUAUAACCGAGACGAUGUUGAUCUGAUUGGCCUCGACGAUGCUGCCGGGAAACUAGGAGUUGAACGACGUCGUAUAUACGAUGUGGUUAAUAUAUUAGAGAGCAUUGGGCUUGUAGCGAGAAGAGGGAAGAAUCAGUACUCGUGGAGAGGUUUUGGACAAGUUCCUCCUGUUCUAAGUCUACUAAAAGAAGAAGGAAUGCGAGAGAAGUUUGGGAUCAUCCCAUGUGUGACUAACUCAGAGAUGGUGUUGUAUGACCAAGUAAGAGAAGAGCCUUUGAAGUUAAGUCCUGAUGAUCAAGAAAACUCGCCAUCCCCAAAACUUGACAGCAAGAAGGAGAAGUCUCUUUGGGUUCUUGCACAGAACUUUGUGAAGCUUUUUCUAUGCUCUGAUGAUGAUAUGAUCACACUUGAUGGCGCUACAAAAGCAUUGCUGAAUGUAUCUCAGGAUCCCAUGAAUAUGAGAACUAAAGUUAGACGUCUUUACGACAUUGCAAAUGUGUUUUCCUCAAUGAAUCUAAUCGAGAAGACUCAUAUCCCAGAGACUAAGAAACCGGCAUAUAGGUGGCUAGGAGCCAAAGCCAUAUCAGAAGCCAGAUUCCUUGCUGCUCCUGCAAGCCUAUGCGUUCGCAUUGAGCCUAGAAAGCGAGCAUUCGGGACCGAGAUCACAAACUUUACCACAAAGAGAGCCAAAACUGAUUGCUCUAUAGACCGCAAGCAUUACGAAAGUCAAAACACAUGCAGUGUAAUCAAGCAAGAACAAUGUGAUUCCAAAUCAGCCGUGAAGAGACCAUUAUCUCCCGCAGAUACUUCUAAGAAGACUAAUGCAGGAAACAGCAAUAACCAGAGUAUUGAUGUUCUUGAGAACCUUUCUUCUGCACACACACUACAAUAUUGCAAUCAUGAGUUAACUGGUCUUCUUGGGCAUUACACAGAGACAUGGAGGACAUGGCAUGCAGAGUUUGGUCGGAAAUGACUUCACCAGGUAGAUUUUUCUUGCAGCGUUACUACAAUUAUCCGAUGGAUGCCAAAAAUGCUGCUGUUUUUUUAGCUUACAACAGAGAACAUUACUCGCAGAUCAGCAGAGCCUUAUCUUGUGAUACUUUGUAGAAGAAGAUAAAAACAAUUAAAAGUUUUGCAGCGUUU